This is a messenger RNA of Oncorhynchus masou masou (cherry salmon), 3431 nucleotides long. RefSeq names its product inhibitory synaptic factor 2A-like. The transcript is spliced from 6 exons. Gene Ontology annotation, cellular component: postsynaptic density. NCBI's taxonomy places the organism in Eukaryota, Metazoa, Chordata, Actinopteri, Salmoniformes, Salmonidae. Gene Ontology annotation, biological process: inhibitory postsynaptic potential. The coding region runs from base 285 to 1964 and encodes 559 amino acids. The record is from RefSeq and is a predicted model, not a curated record.
GGGGGGAGUACCUGAUUCCAGUCUCGCCCGCUGUGGGCUUAGAGGAAAAGGGAACAUUUCUCUCUCUACUGGUACGAAGGCAGCAAACAGCCAAUGUGCCUCAACUAUAGGAACUAUACAACGACUGCCCUGCUGGGGGCUCUGGCUCUGCUUACUUCUACCAUGACAUAGCCUGCUCUUCUCCCAGAGAGACUAACCCAGGGAACAGACAUGCACGGUGGGCACUACCAGGGAUCUAUGCCGCCGUCAGGUCCUGUUCACCAGUGAUUUACCACGGAGGAACCAUGGUGAGCAAGGCGGAGGGAGAUAACAACAUGCUCAUCAACUCCGAGUCGGACUCAGAGGUGGCGCCCACCCCCUCACCUUCCGCCUCGCUGGCCCUGGAGGUCAAAUAUUCCUUCCUGGACACCAGCAGCAGGUCACAGCAGCAGGUACGGAAGAGAAACAAGGCCCUCCAGGUGAGAUUCAAGGACAUCUGUGAGGCGCAGAACGAGCAGAGAGAGGCCGCUCUACAGAUGGCCGGGAAGGGGGGCAAGCCAGGCUCCUACAAGGUGGCGUACCGCAAGUACAUGACAGUGCCCGCUCGGCGCUCCAUCCCCAACGUCACCAGGAGCACAGGGGUCCAGACCUCCCCGGAUCUCAGGGGCCGUUACAAGACCUUUCCCAUGGAGAGGAAGAAGGGCCACAGCCACACCAAGCAUGUGGAGAGAGACAAGGGCCACAACAAUGGGUUUGCCAUCGACGUCAAGCACUCCAGAGCUGUGGAGCGUUUAGGGGACAGGGGAGCCUGCGUUGGAGGAGGAGUAGUACAGAGAACCAGAGCUGUGGAGCGUUUAGGGGACAGGGGAGCCUGCGUUGGAGGAGGAGUAGUACAGAGAACCAGAGCUGUGGAGCGUUUAGGGGACAGGGGAGCCUGCGUUGGAGGAGGAGUAGUACAGAGAACCAGAGCCUUGUUGCAUACUACAGAGUGCAGGGCUACGGAGGAGAAGCACUGUACAGACGAUGUCCUCUACUCUGACUGUCUGAUGCUCACAGAUGGCACCUCUCCCUCCAACACGCCCGACUCCAACCCACAGGCCACCGACUACCAGAUCUGCAGCGUGGAACCAAGCCCCCUGGAAGGACUAGAACACAGGGAACUGGACUCCUCGGACCGUCCAGCCAGUAAACGGCUGCUGCUCCACUCGGAGGAGCCAGGCUCUAGCAGGACUCUGCCGGGGGACAUGAGAGGGUCUUCCUCAGCCGCCAAGGUGACCGGCCCCAUCUCCUGGAACUCUCUGACCCAGGUGGAGUGUCUGGAGAGCCCGACAGCACGGAGCAAACGAAUGGAGGGACUGGAGCUCAAUGGACUACAAUCUCAGACUCUCCCGCGGGCCGCUGGCUGCACUACUCAGGCACAGUGUCAUGAACCGGCAGCGUUGUCAUCACAGACCUUCUCGCCACAGACGCUGUCGGCCAGGACCACGGGGGAGGCGCUGGGCUGUAGGAGUAGCGGGGUCCAACCAGCGACCGUCGCGACUGCGGGGGGAGUUGACCCCGGGGGGGCCUGUAAGCAGAUAGUACCAGUACUGACUCAGAAAGGGGAGGGAGGAGGGGACGUGAAAUCACAGCUUCAGGCCAUGGAGAACCUGAUCUCCUCCAGCCAGCAGACAAUCAAGGUCCUACUGGGAGUUAUACAGGAGCUGGAGAAGGGAGAGGCCCACAGAGAGGGCCUCUCCUAUCGAACCGGACAGGACACGGCCAACUGUGACACGUGUCGGAACAGCGCAUGCAUAAUUUACAGUGUGGAGCUGGACUUCAAACAGCAGGAAGACAAGCUGCAUCCCCUGAUGAAGAGGCUGUGUCCCUUAGAGGACCCCCACUUCUCUCUGCCUUACCCCCCUGAGGCCUUCACCUCCACCCCUAAACGCAAGGCCAAGGCCGACUCCAAGAAGCACGCCCGAUGGAAACUCUGGUUCCUCUGAGACACAGCAGGAAUUAAUAUCACAAAAAAAAAAAAUGUCGUCGUCUUCGGUCAGACAGAGCAACAAGUUGACGGGAUGAGGGACGAGCGUCGGAGUGACGUUGCCUGUUGGAUUUACGGAAGACAAAGGCCCGAACUCCGAUUUAUCCCAUCUAUCGAUUUAUUCAUCUUUGGGGAUUUCGGAUCACAACCAACAACCAGAAUCCCAAUGAAAGGCAUUGCAAUGGCCUGGUAACCUCAGUCUAUCUAGAACUGGUGAGCCCUUCUAAUGAUGACAAUAGUGGAUAUUAUUGAACUGGGAUUUUUUUGGUUUUGGAAAGAGCGGCAGGAUCUGUUUAAAAGAAAAACAUGACAUAUGGACCCCCCCCCCCCACCCCCACAGAGAGAAUUUGAAUAUUUAGUCACUGUUUUCCGCCCCCCCCAAAAUGAUCUAAUUUCCCGAAGCAGAGGAUUAAAUUACACCAUGGCAACUUAUUUACAGAUGAACAAGGUGACAAGCUGAAAUAGGAUUUAUUCCACCCUCACAUUUACAUCUAUUUAUUGUGUAGCUCUACCGGAGUCUAUGGGAGUUUGAGUUCAAUGAAAUUAUUUAUCGGUUCGUUCAGCGACAACCGUCUCUCUCCCCUCGAGACUGAGUCUUUAAUGUGUUGUAUAUUGUAUCUCUUUGACAUUGCUGGAGGUAUGGAGAGAGAUAGUGGACAGUUCUCAAGCAUGACGUUCCUUUCUCCUCUGACAACUACAUCAACGGCAUAUCAGCAUAUCGGCUAAAGCACAAGGUACUUAACAACUAUGUUCAGGAAGACAUUUCUCCACAGUGACUCAAAAAACAAAGACUAUUUUGACAAUUAAUCAUCAUGAAUAAUGUAUUAAGGAUUGUCUAACAACAAAGGAGAGAAUGAAGACGAUGUCACGGAUCAGAACAACUGAAACGGACCCAGGACGAUGAGUCUCGAAGGAGAUGGGAAUGUAACUGCCAGAAUAAAGGAAACACUUGGAGUCCACAGGGAACGUGUUGUCACUGAAUGGUUUUUCCACCACCGUCAACAAAACACCAAAUGAUGGAAUUUCUCAUCACAUCCCUGGAAGAGAGUUUUGGACCCUUGUAGUAUCUCUACCAAGGUGGAUUGAAGCUAUUCUGGCUGCUGGUGGUCCAACACCCAAUUAAGACACUUUAAAGUUGGUGUUUCCUUUAUUUUGGCAGUUACAUGUCUCUUCGCAUAAAUUGACUUGAAAUUAAAUGAUGACUACAAAAAAUUACUUUUUUUUUUAUAUAAACAUUUGCAAAGUUUGGAGGCAUCUCAAUGUACUUUUCUUUUCUACACAGGGAUCUAUGAAGUUAUAUCCGAGUUGGUUUUGUUGUGUUCCCAAAACACUGCUGUGAAAGGGAAUGUCCAGACCUAAUGGAAAAAUACAACACAAAGAACCUGAAUGCAUUCACUACGUUCUACUGCUGAUCUUCUAUUCGUUU